This is a messenger RNA of Trypanosoma rangeli, 1125 nucleotides long. RefSeq lists its product as uncharacterized. Lineage: Eukaryota; Euglenozoa; Kinetoplastea; Trypanosomatida; Trypanosomatidae. The transcript has a single exon. The coding region runs from base 1 to 1125 and encodes 374 amino acids. The record is from RefSeq and is a predicted model, not a curated record.
AUGACGCAAAAGCUUCUUCUCGCAGAGGGUCUCGACCUCCUACGCCGCACAGAGGCCCGGGAGUACGAGGUGGACCGCAGCCAGGCCCGUAUUUGCUCGAGCAACAAGUACCGUCAUGAGCUUUCUCGCCUCGUUCAGGCGUACGGCACCGUCUACCAGGACUACCUGCGCGGGGUGGAGAUUAUCAACUACGUGCGUCGCACCGCCUUGAGCAAGAAUGACCCAAAGGAGGAGAAACUUAUUGAGAUGUGUGAGGGAAAAAUGAGGGCCUACAUGGACCGCUGCGAACUGGUGCGAAGGAAGGAGGACAACAUUCUGCUCCCACUUGACCAAAUGAAUCAAAACUUGAUGAGCGGGGAGUUUGUCUUGGGGUCCCCGUUGUUUGUGCUUAGCGGUGCCCAGUUCUCCAUCAAGCAUAGUGCGCCAUUCCUUCGCGAGGAAAAGCUGAGCGAUGGCUCAUACCUUUUUGUUGUGAAGAAUUUAGAUGCUUACAGCGUGGCGGCGCCUGAGCUUGGCGUGACAAUCGACAUUGUCCCGCAACGGGGACAGCAGCAGCGACUAGAGAAGGUGAUUCCGUGCCAGUGCGGGUGGCGACGCGUCAUCGGGGUCGUGGCCUCGGCGACCGUCAACGUGUUGGUCCGCUCCAAAGGUUUACUGCGGGACUCGCACGUGGAUGUGGCGCUCUAUCGUCUGGAGCCCAAGAGUGUAACCCCCGCUGAGAUGCAGCCUCCAGGCUUGAUAUCGGACCAACUUAUCGCGCAGCUGCCUAAGCUCACGGAUGAAGAACUGGCUGCGCUCGUGAUUCCAAGUAUUCCCACAGACGCAUUAGCGCCAAAGGCCCACCAGGGCGCAAACUCAAGUAAUGCGGGAAAUGCCAUGGAACAGCUUCAGUCGCUUAGCGUGCCUUAUUCCCAGCCCAGCAUGCCGUUUUCAACGAUGGUACCGGAGCCUAUUGAGGUAAACCCUGCGAACAUGACUUGUGCGGCACGCUUGCAACGACUGAGAAAUACGCUGAAUGCGUGGCCCAAUUCAAACGUCAUGGCAACUUCAUUGGGAAGAGAAUCACAAGUUGUUGUGCAGACCAUAUCUGCGUUGCCGUUCCCUACCGAGCUCUCUGAUCACUGA